CGAUACGAAAAGAAGAAAACGCUGGGCUUCUUUCUGGCACUCUGUUUCUUGCUGUUGUUGCGCUUUUGAUAGCCUGCGACGACGAAACAUACACCCUUGCUGCCCCUUCGUACCGAUCGAGACACCGAAGAGGACCGAAAGGCCGAGACGAACAGAUACAACGCGCACGCGUUUGCGUUUUUUUCCCUCUUUCGUCUCCUCGCUCUCCUCUCGAUAUAUAUACAUAAAACACAUACAUUACAUUAUAUAACUGCAUCAUGUCAAACUUCUUCGUCGAGCUCUGGGACGGCAUCUUCACGCCCGGCCCCACGCCCACCAUCCUCAAGGCCACAAACAUCACCUUUGCCGCCCUCCAGGUCGUCCUGCUGUCCCUCCUGUUCGCGACGUACAGCGUGCACUUUGUCGUGCUGUCGGUGCUCUGCGGCGGGCUGUGGUGGUCCAUCAACUGGUUCGCGCGCGAGCUGCGGAUCGCACAGGCCCUCGAGGAGGAGAAGAAGCAGAAGCAGCAGAAGCAGAAGCCGGCGCCCGUCGUCGCGGGCGAGGUGUCCGGGUCGAGCGACACGGAGGUUGAGGGCCGGGUGACGCGGCGGAGCGCGAGGAUCAAGAAGAGCGCCGCCUCCGCCUCCGCCGCUGCGGCUGCGGCUGCGGAUGUCGAGCCCGUGGAGAAGAGGGGGGAGCUGAAGCAGCGGCCGUUGACGGAGUCAGUGUCGAGUGUGAGCACUGAGGAUGAGUGGGAGCGGGUGUCUGAGAAUGAGAGGGAGAGGAAGUGAUGGGAGUUACUUUCACGGCAUCGUAUACCGUGGGCUCUUUGUGAACAAGCUUCCCUUCUAUCUCUGGGCGUGUGUCUCCCUCCGUGUACUAAAGGGAGCUCCGCCGUGUGUACAUAUAACUGAUCACUGUUGUAAGAUACAUGUGAAUCUGACAAGCAACGUCAUAUGACGAACUGCAUCCGUCUUCGU
Trichoderma virens Gv29-8 is the source of this 959-nucleotide messenger RNA. RefSeq lists its product as uncharacterized. Gene Ontology annotation, cellular component: endoplasmic reticulum membrane. Gene Ontology annotation, biological process: vacuolar proton-transporting V-type ATPase complex assembly. Lineage: Eukaryota; Fungi; Ascomycota; Sordariomycetes; Hypocreales; Hypocreaceae. The coding region runs from base 258 to 770 and encodes 170 amino acids. The transcript has a single exon. The record is from RefSeq and is a predicted model, not a curated record.